This is a messenger RNA of Drosophila ananassae, 4448 nucleotides long. Its product is annotated as probable multidrug resistance-associated protein lethal(2)03659. Gene Ontology annotation, cellular component: membrane. Gene Ontology annotation, molecular function: ATP hydrolysis activity; ABC-type transporter activity; ATP binding. The record is from RefSeq and is a predicted model, not a curated record. Gene Ontology annotation, biological process: transmembrane transport. Lineage: Eukaryota; Metazoa; Arthropoda; Insecta; Diptera; Drosophilidae.
GUAAAGCACUGAUUAUCAAAAGUGAAGAGCACCAGUCGUAUUUUGGUCUCCAAGACAAGCGGACGGAUUUCAAGAUUCGAAUUGUUAUAUCCUUGAAGAGUGUAUUAUUUGGUUGAAAGUGUGCAACGCAGUGAAGGAGACAUCUCCGACCCUAUAAAGACUGAAAAUGGGGGAAAAAUGCGAACUUAAAGCAGUAACCUCGGAUGAUCUCCCGAACAAUCCCCGGGAACUUUCAAACUGUAUAUCAGCCGCCACCUUUUGGUAUACAAUUCCUACAUUUAUCAAAGGAAGUAAAAAUACAUUGAAUGUUACGGAUUUGUACAAGGUUUUGAAGGAGCAUAAGUCUGAGAAGUUGGGCAAUGAAUUAGGUGCCUUAUGGAGCCAGGAACUAAAAGCUUCAAAUGGGAAACCAAAGCUUUUGAGAGUCCUUCAGCGGCAAUUCGGAGGGUACUUCGCUGUCCUGGGACUAGUAUUAUUUAUUGUGGAAAUCAUGUUUCGAGCCAUGCAACCCUACUUCCUGAUGAAGCUCAUAUCCUACUACAACAGUGAAUCUGAUUCCGUUGCGACCGGAUACAUCUAUGCAGGCGGACUUAUCCUGACUUUCGCCAUGUAUACCAUCAAUUUUUAUCCUUACGCAUUUGCCGUCGCACAUAUGACCUUCAAGGUCCGUGUGGGCCUUGGCAGCCUGGUGUAUCAGAAGGCUUUACGGCUCAGCAAGAUUGCCCUGGGAGACACCACGGCAGGCCAUGUGGUCAAUCUCAUAUCGAACGACCUUGGCCGUCUGACCAGCGAUUUCUUUUACGGACAUUACUUGUUGGUGGCUCCUUUGCAAACCCUUCUCAUUACAUAUUAUAUGUACUGCGAGAUUGGAGUGACUGCCGUAUUUGGAGUUGCCUUUAUGAUGCUUUUCAUUCCCUUAAAUCUUUAUCUUGGGAAAAGGACCGCCGCUCUACGGCUGAAGAGUGCGGAGAAAACCGACGACCGGGUUCGUCUGAUGGGCGAGAUAGUCUCGGGCAUUCAGGUGAUCAAAAUGUACGCCUGGGAGUUGCCUUUUGAGCGGAUAGUGUCCUACGCCAGGAGGUUGGAAAUCAAGGCCCUUCGGCAUAAGGGGCACAUUGGAGGUAUCAACAGAUCCUUUGUGUUCUUUGUAUCCCGUACCUCCAUUUUGAUCAGUUUAAUGAGCUUUGUGAUACUUGGAAAUAUCCUUACUCCGCAAACGGCCUUCCUCAUCACCGCUUACUUCAAUAUCCUUAAAGUAACACUGAGUAAUUUCUUUUCCACCGCCAUUACUCAGACAGCGGAUUAUUUGGUUUCCAUGAAGCGGGUCCAGAACUUUUUGUUACUAGAAGAGACAAGUAAAUUGGACACAGUGGUAGAAUCAGAACAGAUCGCAGAAACGGACAAAUGUAUACCACUCUGCGAAAAAUCUGUACAGGAUAUUCCGUUGGAUCCUCAACUCUCCAUAUCUGAGUUGAAAGCCAAAUGGGACCGAAAGGCACCUGAUUACACAUUGGAUGGAAUAAACUUGAAGGCUAAGCCCGGAAGCUUAGUGGCAGUUGUGGGUCUCACUGGCUCGGGUAAGUCGAGUCUGAUCCAGGCCAUUCUCGGGGAACUGCCCGUCGAGGCAGGAGAGAUCUUGAAAAGUGGAUCCAUAUCGUAUGCCGCCCAGGAACCGUGGCUCUUCUCCGGCACCGUGCGCCAGAACAUCCUGUUUGGUCAGCCCAUGGACCACCAAAGGUACUGGACAGUGGUGAAGCAUUGCGCCCUGGAGCGGGACUUUGAUCUUCUUCCACAUAAGGACAAAACAUACGUCGGAGAUCGAGGAGCUUCCCUAUCCGGAGGGCAGAAGGCGAGGAUCAGUUUGGCAAGGGCCGUGUAUCGGGAGGCCUCCAUCUACCUCUUGGACGAUCCCCUGAGUGCGGUGGACACUCAUGUGGCUCGCCACCUCUUUGAGAAGUGUAUCCGCGGCUACUUGCGCGACCGCAUUGUUAUCCUGGUCACACAUCAAUUACAGUUCCUUCAAAAUGUCGACCAGAUCCUGGUCAUGGAGAAGGGGCAGGUGAAUGCUGUGGGAACGUAUCAGUCUCUCCGUGGAAUGGGCCUAAAUUUCGCUUCCUUGCUGGCCGAUCCGGAAGGGGAAGAAGUGCGGGAGGCUGAUGCUCCACCAAGUGGGGAGCUAAAGAGCGAAAAGGCAGAAUCAUCUCCUAACCUUGCCGCGGAAUCUCGCCCAAAGGAACCCGAAGCGGAGCAGAUGAUUACCCAGGAGCGCCAAGAAGCGGGAAGAGUCGGACUGGAACUUUACGCCAAAUACUUUAGGGCCGGCGGAGGAUUCUUUGCCUUCUCUCUGAUAAUGGGCUAUUGCUUGCUCUCGCAAGUUGUGGCUUCGACGGGAGACUACUUCCUUAAUUACUGGGAGUUAUUUUCCAAGGAUUCAAAAGGAUAAAUGUAUCAUUGUUUUACAAAUUUCAGGGUCACCAAGAGGGGCACCAUAGUUCAAGCUGGAAACGACACAGUCGUGUACGGAGUUCUGGAGUCGCAUAUUUCUGUGUGGCUUCAUGAUUUGGGCUGGUCGGUGGACCCUGAAACGGUGGUCGCUUAUAUGUUCACCCUGAUCACCAUCCUGACCAUUGUUGUGAUAGUAUCACGGUUCUUUGUGUUCUACAACGCGGCCAUGAGGGCUUCCAUUCGGCUGCACGAGUCCAUGCUGCGGGGAGUCACUCGGGCCGCUAUGUACUUUUUCCACACGAAUCCGUCCGGACGAAUCUUAAACCGUUUUGCCAAGGACUUGGGGCAAGUGGACGAGGAGCUACCUUCCAAUAUGUUGAAUGUCAUGCAGGUCUUUCUGGAUCUAGGUGGAAUAGCCUUUAUCAUUGCCGUUGUUAACCCAGUGUUCCUCUUUCCCACGGUUGUAAUCGGAAUCCUAUUGUUUAAGUUGCGAGCCUUUUAUUUGAAGACAGGGCAGGAUCUAAAGCGCGUUGAGGCAAUCACACUUUCUCCUGUCUACUCGCAUGUGAAUGCCACGUUGACAGGACUUUCCACGAUUCGAGCCUUCGGAGCUCAACGUCUUCUGGAGGCUCAAUACGACAAUUACCAGGACAUGCACAGCUCCGCCUUCUAUAUGUUUAUGAGUACAUCCCGCGCCUUCGGAUAUUGGCUGGACUGCUUCUGUGUGAUCUACAUUGCCAUUAUUACGCUAAGCUUCUUCAUAUUUCCUCCGCCCAAUGGUGGUGAUGUGGGCCUGGCUAUAACACAAGCAAUGGGCUUGAUAGGAAUGGUGCAGUGGGGAAUGCGUCAGUCGGCGGAGUUGGAAAACACCAUGACUGCAGUGGAGCGAGUGGUCGAGUACGAGGACAUUGAGCCGGAGGGUAAGCUAGAGGCACCUGCGGACAAGAAGCCACAAAAGUCAUGGCCGGAGAAGGGAAAUAUUGUCUUUGAUGAGCUCAGUCUGCGCUACGUGCCCGAUCCUAAAGCGGAAAACGUCCUGAAGUCCCUCAGCUUUGAGAUCAAACCUCGUGAAAAGGUGGGAAUCGUGGGACGCACCGGGGCGGGCAAGUCCUCACUGAUCAACGCCCUCUUCCGCCUGUCCUACAACGACGGAUCCAUCAUCAUCGACAAGAGAGACACGAACGCGAUGGGCCUCCAUGAUCUGAGGAGCAAGAUCUCCAUUAUUCCCCAGGAGCCGGUGCUCUUCUCCGGUAGCAUGCGCUACAACCUGGAUCCCUUCGAGGAGUACAGCGAUGAGAAGCUGUGGCGUUCUCUGGAGGAGGUGAAGCUGAAGGAAGUGGUGGCUGAUCUGCCCAGCGGACUGCAGAGCAAGAUCACGGAGGGCGGCACCAAUUUCAGCGUGGGUCAGAGGCAGUUGGUCUGCCUGGCCAGGGCCAUUCUGCGGGAGAACCGCAUCCUGGUGAUGGACGAAGCCACGGCUAAUGUGGACCCCCAGACGGACGGCCUCAUCCAGGCCACAAUCAGGAACAAGUUCAAGGAGUGCACUGUUCUCACGAUAGCCCAUCGCCUGCACACGAUCAUGGACUCUGACAAGGUGCUAGUCAUGGACGCUGGACGAGUGGUGGAGUUCGGCACUCCCUACGAGCUGCUGACGGAGGCCGACUCGAAGGUGUUCCAUGAAAUGGUGAAGCAGACGGGGCAGGCUACUUACGACGGUCUGCUGAAGAUUGCUAAGAAGGUGAGAAAAAAGGACAAAGGAACGUCCAGUUUUACUCAUCUUUUGAAUUUUAUUUUCAGACAUUUGAAGAAGGAAAUAAUGAAAGUCGCCGCCCUUCUUCCUAAGACUAUCGAAGGUCCUAUAAAGUGUCUCAAGACUUCUAUAAAGAUUACAAAUUCUUCUCAUAUGAAAUAUAGUUUAAAAAACGCGGGAUUUUCAAAAUCCGUGUCUGUUAUCUGUUAUCUGUAAUCUGUAAUAAAGAAAAAAACUAUUUAUUAUCAGCAUA